GGGAUCGGAAUAAAAACAAGGAUGACUUCCUAAACAGGGAAGUGUGAAAGAAGGAAGCUGAAAUGUGUUCAAACUUUGAUUUAGUUUUGUAUUGUCUUCCAAGUUAGUGUUUAUUUGAAGUCACCUACUGUUACGUGCCAAAAUGUCGGAGAAAGUUCCUGGACUUAAUGUCCGAAUAUCUUCGAAAAACCAGCUGGAUAACAUAAAGAAAGUGGCCAUCACCAAACCAGGACAGCAGGCUUUGUUCUUAGAACUCGAUCAGAAUCGUCCAUUGGCUGGCAUCAUCCAGGAUAUUUGUGAAAAAUGGGGAAUAACUCAACCAGAAGAAUAUGCCAUACAAUUUGACAAGCGUCAGCUAAAUAUAUACAUUACAGAAAGGAACCGUUUGGAUAUCAGCAAUGGUGAUGUAUUGGUCUUGACUUCUUCUCCAGCUAGAACGGCCAAACAAAUCUAUGAUACCUUGAAAGAUGGAAAAAGUGCUGGUGAGGAAAAAUUGGCAGCCAUGGAAAAGUUGAGCAAUCUGGCCUCAGACAUAACAUUUGCCAUGGAGUUCAUUACAAACGAAGGACAUGAACUGAUCAAACAGUUCAUACGAGAAGCAAAAUACCAUGGAGACCCUAUGGCCUUGCUGUUGAAGUCAUUUGUUUCUCUGAUGGAACACAAUGUUGUAUCAUGGGAUACUAUUGAACCAGAGUUCACAAAGAAGAUCACUGAUUACAUUUCUAGUCCGAAACAUGGAAUUAAAAUAAUUCAGCCAUCCUUAGAAAUUUUAGAAUCGGUCAUCCUGAACAGUACCAAUUUACACAAGCACAAAGAAGUGGAGGCACAAGUGACUCCAGAGAGAAUAAACCCUCAUCUCCAGCAACCAGAGUUACAGAAGAAUGCUCUAGCCCUUUUAAAUGCCUUAUUUUUAAAAGCUAAUCCAGAAAAGAAAAAGAAAAUCAAUACCAGUGUUCAUAACAAGGCAUUCAGGAACAUCAUUGUUACAGUUUCUCUUGAAGUGUGGAAUAGAGAAUGGAAUGCUGCAAAUAAUGCAGAGCAGUCUGUCCUGAAUGGGUCCCGCAGUAUUGGGUCUGAGAUGGGUCACCAGUUGUACUGUCUACAGACCUUGAUGCUGAACAUGCACGAGGCCAGAAUGAACACCCCAGCUGACCCUGAUGACCCGAAUGUUCAGAAACAGAUUGACUCACUGACCAAGAUUUGUUUUGAUGUGGACAGUGAGACAAACCAAGCAGGAAAUCGUAGAUCCACACUGUACAGAAAACUCGGCUUCCAGGAUCAGACAAACCCUGCCACUGAUUUUGCACUGAACACACCUCCGGGUAUUCUAGCGCUGGACAACAUUUGCUAUUUCUCCAACAAAUACCAGGAAAACUGUGUCAAGGUUGUGCUAGAAAACUGUACCAGGGCAGAUGAACAUGACUGCCCUUUCAUAAAGGCAAGCAUCAUGUUGACCAAGACCCUCUGUGAAAUUCUCAGAAUAGGAGAACCUCCCCAGGAUGAGGAGUCUACUUACUACCCAAUGUUCUUCAGCCAUGACAAGCCGUUUGAGGAGUUUUUCUGUAUUUGUAUCCAGUUACUCAAUAAAACCUGGAGAGAGAUGAGGGCUUCCACUGAAGAUUUCCCUAAGGUGUUAGGUGUUGCAAGAGAACAAAUCACCAGGGCUCUCCAGAUUCAGCCGCCCACCUUUGAUGCCUUCAGAGUGAGGCUGAAUCAGCUGACCUAUGCAGAAAUAAUCCGACUGUGGGAACGUGACAGGAAGAGCAAGGAAGAGGAUCAGGCACAGGCUGCUCCUAUUGUAGAGCUGAGGAAAAUGAUCACACCUGAAAUGAAAGAACUGAUUCGCCAGCAGAGGCUGAACUACCUGAUAGAGGGAACCAAAUUCUCGAAAUACACCACAAAAGGACGGGCAAGGGAUAAGUAUUGGCAGUGGAAACUCUCCCCGAAUUUGAAAGCCUUUUGUUAUGGAGAUUGUGCUGAGAAUGAUAACCUAGCUUUAGAACAACUAAGCAACAAAUUGCCUGUGAGUGACAUUAAAUCCUUUGUAACAGGAAGAGAAUGCCCUCACAUCAAAGAUAAAAAAGAUAAAGCUAAAACUGCAGCAACAGGGACUUUACCAAAGAAUAAGUUUAAGCAUUUGACACACAAUUUAAUCACAGAUAAAAUGACCACCACAAGUUUCGCUAUCCAGACGGUCAAUUCGGAGACCACUGACAUGAUCUGCUUUGUGGCCAAAGACGAGGUCGAAUUUGACAUGUGGACUGAUGGACUCAAUGUCUUACUAGGACAUGAGAUGACUAGUCCUCAGAUGAAGAAGGACCUGAGCAUGUUGUUAGACAUGGAGAUACGUAUUAGACUGCUGGAUGCUGAGGGGAUAGCCAUUCCAAACGAACCUCCCCCCAUACCCCCAGAGCCCGAUAAUUACAAUUUCGCCUUUCCAGAGUUAUAGGCACCAAGACUGUGUUCAGUUCAUCACCAUGGUUAUCAUGCCCUCUCAUUCUCAAAAGAUGA
Molecule: messenger RNA, 2511 nt
Organism: Saccostrea cuccullata (small rock oyster)
Lineage: Eukaryota; Metazoa; Mollusca; Bivalvia; Ostreida; Ostreidae
Product: engulfment and cell motility protein 1-like
Exons: 24
Coding region: 143-2449 (768 amino acids)
Biological process (GO): cell motility; actin filament organization
Cellular component (GO): plasma membrane
Source: RefSeq, a predicted model, not a curated record